UGUCAUUCUCUCUUAUAACCGUUUUAACCAUAUAAAUAGCUUCCUCUUCUAUUUCUAAACCAAACUAAUCCCAUUCUUUAGGUUUCGUUUUUGUUAUUCUUCUUCAACCUUCUUCUCUCUCAUUUGGAUUUUCAUCUCAGAUAAAGAAUAUGCAUAAGGGUAGAGAAGUUCAAGAUAAUGUUUUUAAACCAAGAGGGUUUAGAAAUUUUGGUGGUUCUGGUUUCCACAGAAUUAUGACGAUGCCUAGUCUUUUUGGAGGAAGGGAUCCAUUUGAUGAUCCUUUUUUCACUGAUUCAUUUGAUAAUAUGUGGAGUCCAAGUUCUGCUUCGUCAGGAUCAAUGCAGAAGACAAACAGAGAAAAAGGAGUUGUUAUAAAAGAAUUAGACCCUGAUGAUGAGGGCGUUGAUAAUUUUAAUGAGAAAAUUUAUCGGUCACCAAUGGAGCCAUUUGUUGAGCAUCCAGAUGAUGAUAUUGAUGAGAAGCAAACCAAUGGUAUUACAUACGAGAAUGGUCAUCGCAACUCAGAAGGACCCUCUAAGGGUCACACUUGCAAUAUGUCUUUUAAGACUAGUAAAGUAACAUAUGGCGGUAUAGACGGUGCUUAUUAUACUUCUACCCGAACCAGAAAGACGGGGUCUGAUGGGAUGGUGAUAGAGGAAUGCAAAGAAGCUGACACCUCAAGAGGUGAAGCAACACAUAGAAUCACAAGAGGAGUCCAUGAUAAGGGCCAUUCAGUUUUGAGAAAGUUUGAUUCAGAUGGGAAGGUUGAUAUGACACAGAUGUUGCACAAUCUUAAUGAAGAUGAGCUUUCACGCUUUGAGGAAACAUGGAAAGAAAAUAAUCGAGCGCGCUUACCUGAUUAUGAUGUGCAUAGGCAGAAAGAUUUUAGAGUUGGUGAGGUAAACAAAAACAAGGUGUGGCCACUUUCAUUUUUGGAGCAGCAUAGUAGAGCAAGAGGAUUUGCAUCAAAUUUUGAAACAGGAAACAGUUCUGAGGGAAGAGCAAAGAAAAUUGUUAGAAUCAAUAUUGAGUGAAAAAUAGGACAUGAGAGAGUCCAUUUACUUUUGUCUGUAAAAUGUAGAAUGAAGUGUGCUGUAGCCUGUAGUAUGAUUUAGAAUUACCAUGAAUAGAUUAGCAUGAGUACAGGCUUUUGAUAAUACCUUAGAGCAAAUUUUGUUUCUGAAUUCGAAUCUUAAAGUCGAGCGGAGAGCAAGCAUGAAUGUCAUGGAUGGUUGUCUGGAAUAAGCCUCAAGUCAAGACGGGUGUCUGUGCCUGGAAUUCUCGUGGUGUAUACCCGAUCCUUGUAAAUUUUGCAUGUUUUUUUGUUUGUCUCAACACUUUCUUUCUUAUUUGUGUAUUUCUUGAAUGACUGUCACUUACUUAAGGGUGUUUUUAGA
This is a messenger RNA of Lathyrus oleraceus (garden pea), 1397 nucleotides long. RefSeq lists its product as uncharacterized. The record is from RefSeq and is a predicted model, not a curated record. Lineage: Eukaryota; Viridiplantae; Streptophyta; Magnoliopsida; Fabales; Fabaceae. The transcript has 7 exons. The coding region runs from base 150 to 1034 and encodes 294 amino acids.